AUGAAGCAUAAAGAAAAGAAGAAACACUUGGAGAGGAAGCUCUUACAAAAGCCUGCGAAAAACUCAAAAUGUAGAAGAGGAAAGUUGGAUUUCCAAAAUGUUCUGCUGAGUAGGGCCGAGGUACUGGCCCCAGCCCAAGACCACCAGGUGGAGGAUACUUCUUCUUCAUCUUUGGGGGACUUCCCCUGCCGAGGCCCAUUCCUGGAUGCAGAAUUGCAACACUCCUCAGAGGAGGAGCCUGGGACAUAUGAGGUGGUUCCAUCCUGUCUGGAUGCAGGAGAGACCUUCUCAGCCUCAGAACAGUUGCCCUGCAUUUCUUCUCCCAGCUCAUGCACUCUUGUGGACCAGGAUGGUCUUGGGUCAUCCACGGUGCUUCUAAAUCAAGAUGUGAUGGAGACAGAGAAUUCCUCCUUCACACCACAUUCUCAUGUAGCUUCUUCCUCGGCCAGUAACCCCUCCAUGUCUUCAGUAUCUACUGGAAAGAAAAGAAUAAUGAAUGUCUAUUACAAACCUGUUUUAGUAAAAAGGGGUGUGGCUGCUCUGGAGGACACAGAAGAUCUGGAGCCUCCCCCUAAGAUGAUGAGAAUAGGAACAAUUACCUGUCCUGAGAGGAUCCCUUCAAGAACCAGCCCUCCUCCUGUGCCCCUAGCAGGUAUCCAAACUGAUGGUGAGGACGGCUUGGACAUUGGAUGGCAGGAGGAAAGUGAAGUGGCUGAGAAGCCACCUGAGGAUCUGGCCCAGGAAGGAGGUCCCAGUGCCCAAACACCUGCAGGGCCAGAGGACCUGUAUAGUGGCUUUAGGUGCAUGGGCUGCUGCCAGGUCUUCCCCAGGUUGCAGAUACUCAAGAAACACCUGGAGCAUGGGGCUAAGGAGGGUGUUUCAUGUCUUAAUCUUACAUUCAGUGAACUGGAGAACAAAAGGAAGACCAGCAGGACGUCAGGGAAGGACUCAAAUAUCACAACGACCUACAAUGAUGUAGAGAUACUCUUGAGGUUCUUGGCUCUGACGGUGAAGGCCGCCACCGGGCAGCACCGCCCUUCCGGGCCCUCCUCCAGGAACCAUCGCCAGCGGAUCUUCAGCGCUUAG
Messenger RNA from Octodon degus (degu), 1086 nucleotides. Its product is annotated as protein FAM170A-like. Gene Ontology annotation, biological process: fertilization. Gene Ontology annotation, cellular component: nucleus. The transcript is spliced from 5 exons. The record is from RefSeq and is a predicted model, not a curated record. Lineage: Eukaryota; Metazoa; Chordata; Mammalia; Rodentia; Octodontidae. Bases 1 to 1086 code for a protein of 361 amino acids.